AUGAAUUUAACUAUUGAUGGAAAAUAAAAAGUGAACUAAUUUCUUAGAUUGCUUAAGAUCUUCUCACAUCCCUUAAUCAUCUGUGAUUAUCAAAGUAUGUGUACAUAAUCAUUUUAGAAAUGUAAUUUUCAGAAAUGCCAGAGAAUCAGUUCUUCAAUGAUUUUAAUAAAACUGAUUCUCCUGCUUUUUUUGCCUAAUUAGACAGUGAUUUCUUUACUCAAUUCCAAACCUAAAUUAGAGAAAAUCAUCUUUUAUUUACUUAAUUACACUUUUCUAACAUAGAAUUGUAGUCUGAAGCAGCUAUUCUUAAUUCAUAAUUAAAGUAUAUAUGUUCAUAUAUACCGACUGAUAUCAUAUACAGAUCAAUUAAACCAUUAAUCAAAUCUUAAAUAAAACAAAUUAAACUAUCAUUUGCUUACAUGAUAUCAGAUUCUUAUUAAGAUGACAAAAAAAUUUAGUUACAAUUUAUGGUUGGAACCUAUUCAGAAGAUGGUUAUUUUACUAUCACUAAACCUAUUUCAUAGUUAACUCCUAGAAUAUUUGAAUUACCUAACUUAUAAAAUCAUUUGAUUAGUUUCAAUCAUUUGACUUGUAAAACUAUUCUUUCACAAAUGAAAUCACACUCUAUUUAAAUGCUUUUUAGUAGAAAUUUUAUCUAAUUUAAUCCUAUUUCUUUUGACUCAGAAUUAGUUGAAAUUUAAGCUAAUUCUUUUACUCAUUAUGAUUAAAACUAUAUUGAAAAUUUAUAUGGUGAAUUGAAAACAUAAUUGAUAUAUUCCAGAACAUUCAAUCCUAUCUUUAAUUUUAGUCAGAAAUACAAAUUAGAUUGUUCCAUUUAUAUUAGUCCUUCAAGAUAAUUUACUAAUAAAAAUGCCAUUUUCUAUUUCGUUUAUAAUUAAUAACAUUUACAAUUAUGUAGUAGAUAAUAAGUUAAUCUAAAUAAUUAAAGUAAACCUUAAGCUAAAAUCUUUCAUCAUACAGAUUUUCUUAAAGAUAUUUAAUUUAUUCAAAGUAAUAUUAAAAAGAAAACUACCGAUUUAUAGAUUACCACUACUCAUCAUAAAAAUUCCUCAUCUUUUAAUUAUGAUGAUCCUCCAAUUAAAAUGGCUUGCUCUGAUGUUAUGAAUAGCAACACAAAAAUAUUUAAUCAACAAGAACCUUUGUUAUUUGUGCCUCCUAAAGUAACUGGAUCUAUAAGUUAAGCUAUUUAAGACUUUAUGACAAGAUAAUCUUGUUAAUAACUUAGUUUGAAUUCUUAAAAAUUUUCAAAAAGUUUUCAGAACUGA
Molecule: messenger RNA, 1286 nt
Organism: Paramecium sonneborni
Lineage: Eukaryota; Ciliophora; Oligohymenophorea; Peniculida; Parameciidae
Source: the annotation of a GenBank genome assembly